AUGACGCCAAACGAUUGGGUCAAUUGGGGAGGAUGGAAGGGUAUAAGAGGGGAUGAUGCGACGGCGUUCUGGACGACCUCGAUCUGGUGGAUUGCCGCACUCAUCGCCCUCUCGCAGUGUAUCUGGAUGCUGUAUUCUCGCCGAACGGCAAAGCAACCAUUCGAGAAAGGACAGAAGCAGCAAAGCAUGGUCACACGCGGACCCCUUCUCCUGUCGGCAGUCGCCAUCAUGGCGCUCUGCACGAUGGCGAGAGUCGCGGAUCUGGGACAACCGCUUGUACGCCAGUACCUGGCCUCAACCACAAUCGACAGCAGCAUCUCUCAGUUCACAGUUCCCGCAUCGGCAGAUGAGGGAGCUCCUCUCAUCCCUAACGUCAAGGACCCCGAGGCAAUUGACCCCCAAAGUGUCUGUCCGGGAUACACUGCUUCAAACGUGCAGACGACUUCACAUGGAUUCACUGCCGAACUUGACCUUGCCGGUUCAGCUUGCAAUCUGUAUGGAAACGAUGUCGAGGCUUUGUCACUCAUUGUCGAGUACCUGGCAACGGACCGCCUCCAUGUCCAGGUUCUGCCGCGAUACAUCGGCACCGAUAAUUCCACCUGGUUCAUCCUCCCUGAAGAGCUCGUCCCGAAGCCCGCUGCAGACGGUGAGGGGUCAGAUGGUGACUUGGAGUUCAAGUGGGCGAACGAGCCGACAUUUGGAUUCAAUGUCUCGAGGAAGAGCACAGGUGACGUCUUGUUCACAACUGCUGGGACAAAGCUGGUGUUUGAAGAUCAGUUUUUCGAGAUUGCUUCUCCGCUUCCCGAGAACUACAACCUAUACGGACUUGGCGAGGUUAUCCAUGGCUUUAAGCUCAACAACAACCUUACCCGAACCAUUUAUGCCGCUGAUGUAGGAGAUCCGAUUGAUGGAAACAUCUACGGUUCCCAUCCUGUCUAUCUCGACACGCGCUAUUACCAAGUGGAUGCCGAUUCCAAGGAGACCGUCUACGUUGCAAAUGCUACCGACAAGAACGCAGAGUACACAUCGUACACCCAUGGCGUCUUCAUGCGCAACGCUCACGCACAGGAGAUCUUGCUGCGGGAAUCCAAUAUCACCUGGAGAGGCCUCGGCGGCACCAUUGACUUGUACUUCUAUGCCGGUCCGACCGCGGAUGCCGUGAUGAAGUCUUAUCAGAAGACCACUGUUGGGCUGCCCGUGAUGCAGCAGUAUUGGACGUUCGGUUUCCAUCAGUGCAGAUGGGGCUACACGAGCUGGGACAACCUGCAAGAGAUUGCGGACGAGUUUGCCAAGUUUAAGAUUCCUCUAGAGACGCUUUGGGCGGACAUCGACUACAUGAACCAAUAUCGGGACUUCGAGGAUGACCAAAACUCAUGGGGUUACGAGGAUGCCGCUCGCGUUCUUAGCAACCUACACAAGAACGGGCAGCAUUUCGUACCCAUCGUCGACUCCGCCAUCUACGCCCCUAACCCAGAGAACGCCAGUGACGCCUACGCGACAUAUGACCGCGGAGUCGAUGCGGACGCCUUUGUGCUAAAUCCUGACGGAUCCCUCUACAUUGGCGCGGUCUGGCCCGGCUACACCGUGUUCCCUGACUGGGUUGGUGCUGUUUUCAACGGAAGCAAAACCUUUGAGUGGUGGACGACGGAACUAGUGACUUGGUUCCAAAAGGUUGCGUUCGACGGCAUCUGGAUCGACAUGUCCGAGGUAUCGUCCUUUUGCGUCGGCAGCUGUGGCAGCGGCAACCUCACUCUCAACCCCGCCCACCCCCCUUUCUCGCUGCCCGGCGAGCCCGGUAACGAAGUUCUCCAGUACCCGGAAGGCUUCAACAGGACGAACGGCACCGAAGCCGCCGCGGUAUCAUCUCUCUCCUCGUCCCUCGCUGCCGCGCAGUCCACCACCGCCGCGACCCCGUCAUCCUCCACAACAACGUCAUACCUGCGCACCACGCCAACCCCAGGCGUUCGCAACGUUAAUCACCCACCCUACGUAAUCGACCACAUCCAAGGCGACCUCGCCGUGCACGCCGUGUCACCUAACGCAACCCACCACGGCGGCUCCCAGGAAUACGACUUCCACAACCUAUUUGGCCACCAGAUCCUCAACGCAACCUACCAAGCCCUCCUUUUCGUCUUCCCUGGGAAGCGCCCCUUCAUCAUCGGCCGCUCGACCUUUGCCGGGUCCGGGAAAUGGGCCGGCCACUGGGGCGGCGACAACGCCUCGCUCUGGGCGUACAUGUUCUUCUCGAUCCCGCAGGCGCUCAGCUUCAGCAUCUUUGGCAUCCCAAUGUUCGGCGUCGACACGUGCGGGUUCAACGGCAACACCGACAUGGAGCUCUGCUCCCGGUGGAUGCAGCUCAGCGCCUUCUUCCCGUUCUACAGGAACCACAACGUGCUGGGGGCCAUCCCGCAAGAGCCGUACCGGUGGAGCGCCGUGGCGGACGCGUCGCGGACGGCGAUGGCGAUCCGGUACGCGCUGCUGCCGUACAUGUACACUGCGUUUUACAAGGCGCAUACGCUGGGUGACACGGUCAUGAAGGCGCUGGCGUGGGAGUUUGCGGACGAGCCGUGGCUUGCUGCCGCAGAUAGGCAGUUUCUGCUCGGGCCGGCGGUCCUGGUUACGCCUUGCCUUGAGCAAGGGGCUAGCACCGUCGAUGGCGUCUUCCCUGGUGUUGGCAAGGGCACGGUGUGGUAUGACUGGUACAACCAGUCUGCGAUCACGGGUGUAUCAUCAGGGCAGAACGUCACCAUCAACGCUCCGCUCGGGCAUAUCCCGGUUUAUAUCCGUGGCGGUUACGUUAUUCCAACGCAGGAGCCAGGUUCGACGACGUCGGAAAGCAGAUCUAACCCCUGGGGCCUAUUGGUCGCACUCGAUGGUAAGGGCGCUGCCACGGGCAGUCUUUACGUGGACGAUGGCGAGAGCUUGGAGCAGGAAGCGACGCUUACUGUAGAGUUCUCCGCUUCUGCAAACGCGUUGAAGGCCACUCCGUCUGGCGAUUUCAAAGACUCGAACCCUCUUGAUACCCUUACGGUUAUGGGAAUCCAGAGUGGUGUCUCGGCGGUAGCUCUCAACGGACAGGAUCUCGAUGGCACAGACUGGUCCUUUGACUCGGCUACUCACGCCCUUCAAGUGACUGAUCUGAAGUCUCUCACUUCCGAAGGCGCGUGGUCAAAGUCAUGGGAACUCACCUGGUCUUGA
Molecule: messenger RNA, 3198 nt
Organism: Colletotrichum spaethianum
Lineage: Eukaryota; Fungi; Ascomycota; Sordariomycetes; Glomerellales; Glomerellaceae
Product: alpha-glucosidase
Exons: 4
Coding region: 1-3198 (1065 amino acids)
Biological process (GO): carbohydrate metabolic process
Molecular function (GO): hydrolase activity, hydrolyzing O-glycosyl compounds; carbohydrate binding
Source: RefSeq, a predicted model, not a curated record